Molecule: messenger RNA, 1605 nt
Organism: Gaeumannomyces tritici R3-111a-1
Lineage: Eukaryota; Fungi; Ascomycota; Sordariomycetes; Magnaporthales; Magnaporthaceae
Product: formamidase
Exons: 8
Coding region: 121-1446 (441 amino acids)
Molecular function (GO): hydrolase activity, acting on carbon-nitrogen (but not peptide) bonds, in linear amides
Source: RefSeq, a predicted model, not a curated record
AAAUACGACCAAAGGAGGGAGUCCUGGAGGCUCUGCAUAAGGUCAAGCGUUUUGCUGUGUGUGGUGCAGAAAGCCAACAACAUAAUUCCAAUACUCGCAAACCAAACCUCGUAUUCGACCAUGCCCGGGAUACGGACAGCCUGCAAGGUCAGCCUUGACAAGCCGGCGGCCGAGCAGCCGCAGCUUCAUAACCGCUGGCACCCAGACAUUCCGUUUAGUGGCACCAUCAAAAAUGGGGAGACGGUCAAGAUCGAAUGUGUCGACUGGACGGGCGGCCAGAUCGGCAACAACGACUCGGCCGACGACAUGCGGUCGGUCGACCUCACAAAGAUCCACUACCUGAGCGGGCCGUUCGAGGUCGAGACGGCCGAGCCGGGCGACGUGCUGCUGGUCGAGAUCAUGGACGUGCAGCCGUUCCAGGACCAGCCGUGGGGAUUCACGGGUGUCUUUGACAAGGGCAACGGGGGCGGCUUCUUGGACGAGUUUUACCCUUCGACCGCCAAGGCCAUCUGGGACUUUGAGGGCAUCUUCUGCACCUCGCGCCACAUCCCGCACGUCAAGUUCGCGGGGCUGAUCCACCCGGGGAUCCUGGGCUGCGCGCCGUCGGCCGAGGUGCUGGCGACGUGGAACAAGCGCGAGGCGGAGCUGAUGGCGGCCAACCGGCUGGACCGCGACGUCGCCAAGCCGCCCGAGCCCGUCAACGUGCACGCCGGGGCCGCGGGCGCCGAGGUCCGCGAGAGGGUCGGCAGGGAGGGCGCCAGGACGAUCCCGGGGAGGCCCGAGCACGGCGGGAACUGCGACAUCAAGAAUCUGAGCCGCGGGAGCAAAGUCUACCUCCCUGUUCACGUCCCCGGCGCCAAGUUUAGUGUCGGCGACCUGCACUUCUCUCAGGGCGACGGCGAGAUCUCCUUCUGCGGCGCCAUCGAGAUGGCGGGCAUCAUCACCAUCAACUUCAAGGUGCUCAAGAACGGCAUGGCAGACCUCGGCUCGCCGGGACAGCCGCUCAAGUCGCCCAUCUACAUCCCGGGCCCCGUCGAGCCGCACUUCGGGCCGGGCCGCCACAUCUACUUUGAGGGCUUCAGCGUCGACCAGCACGGCCGCCAGCACUACAUGGACGUGACCGUCGCGUACCGCCAGACCUGUCUCCGCGUCAUCGAGUACCUACGCAAGUUCGGCUACAGCGACUACCAGAUCUACCUACUCAUGUCGUGCGCGCCUAUUCAAGGCCACAUCGCCGGCAUUGUCGACAUUCCAAACGCCUGCACCACCAUCGGCCUGCCCAUGGACAUCUUCGACUUUGAUAUCUCGCCAGCGGCGGCCGCCAAGGCCGAAAAGCAGGACAUGGGCUCGUGUGCCUUUGAGACGGGCGUCAAGGAGGGCGUCGUGACCAACGGCGGCGUAAACAGCCAGCACAGCUUCGGCGGCGGCCUGACUUACAAGGAGUGACUGGGAUGUUGGGUCUGUGUGUGCUGCGACAAGGGCCAUCACAAAAAAAGGAUUGUGGUGAUGCAUCGUCCAUGUGCCUAUCUCGUCUAUAUAACCCCUUCCCCCAUCCUCCCGAAACCCGUCAUCCGCUGUCCGGAAUCUCGUCAAACGCUUGGUGGC